Spinacia oleracea (spinach) is the source of this 2702-nucleotide messenger RNA. Its product is annotated as putative beta-galactosidase. Gene Ontology annotation, molecular function: hydrolase activity, hydrolyzing O-glycosyl compounds. The record is from RefSeq and is a predicted model, not a curated record. The transcript has 18 exons. Bases 135 to 2303 code for a protein of 722 amino acids. Lineage: Eukaryota; Viridiplantae; Streptophyta; Magnoliopsida; Caryophyllales; Amaranthaceae. Gene Ontology annotation, biological process: carbohydrate metabolic process.
UCCCAAUUCGCAACUUCUUCAAACUCAACCAACAAACAACUCAACUCCCUCCCUCUUUUUCUCUCUCCUCAAAAUACCAAACAACCCUUAAUUCUUCUUCUUCAUCUUCAUUUUCCAAUCAUAAAACACAAAAAAUGAUGGGAAUUAAUAAAAAUAUGAUUAAUAUUAUUAUGGUAAUUAUGUUGGGUUACAUAUGUUUAUCAAUAAUUUCCCCUGUUUCUGCAAAUGUUUGGUAUGAUAAUAAAGCCAUUACUAUUAAUAAACAGAGGAGGAUUCUCCUCUCUGGUUCUAUUCACUAUCCCCGAAGUACCCCCGAGAUGUGGCCUGAUCUUUUACAAAAAGCAAAAGAAAAUGGAUUGGAUGUAAUUCAAACUUACGUUUUCUGGAAUGGGCAUGAGCCUUCUCCUGGCAAGUUUAAUUUUGAAGGAAGAUAUGAUUUGGUAAAGUUCAUUAAAUUAAUACAGCAAGCUGGACUUUACGUUCAUCUAAGGAUUGGACCCUUUGUUUGCGCUGAAUGGAACUUUGGGGGAUUUCCUGUGUGGCUCAAGUAUGUGCCUGGUAUUGAAUUCAGAACUGACAAUGGGCCUUUCAAAGAAAAAAUGCAAGAAUUUACAGCCAAGAUUGUCAACAUGAUGAAGGCAGAAAAGCUCUUCCACUGGCAAGGAGGUCCAAUUAUAUUGUCUCAGAUAGAAAAUGAGUAUGGACCAGUAGAAUGGGAAAUAGGUGCUCCUGGUAAAGCCUACACAAACUGGGCUGCCAAAAUGGCUGAGGGCCUUAAUGCUGGGGUACCUUGGAUCAUGUGCAAGCAAGAUGAUGCCCCUGGUGAUGUUAUUAACACCUGCAAUGGUUUCUACUGCGAAAAUUUUGAGCCCAACUCCAAGUCUAAACCCAAGAUGUGGACAGAAAAUUGGACUGGCUGGUACACAAAAUUUGGUGGAGCUGUUCCUUACAGACCUGCAGAAGAUGUUGCCUUUUCAGUUGCAAGAUUCAUACAGAAUGGUGGUUCAUUUGUUAACUAUUACAUGUUUCAUGGAGGAACAAACUUCGGAAACACUGCUGGUCGCUUUGUUGCUACGAGCUAUGACUAUGAUGCUCCACUUGAUGAAUAUGGUUUACGAAGGGAACCAAAAUUUACUCACCUGAAAAAUCUGCACAAAGCAAUCAAAAUGUGUGAGCCUGCCUUAGUUUCUGCAGAUGCAAGAGUGACCAAGCUUGGAAAAAACCAAGAGGCUCAUGUGUACAGUUCAAAUUCAGGGAGUUGUGCAGCUUUCUUGGCAAAUUAUGACACUCAAUGGAGUGUGAAAGUUACCUUCAGUGGUACUCAAUAUGAGCUGCCUCCAUGGUCCAUUAGCAUCCUACCAGGUUGCAAGAAAGAAGUUUACAACACUGCAAGGGUUUCAGCUCCGCGCUACCAUGCAAAGAUGACACCAGUUAAUGGUUUCUCAUGGCAAUCCUACAUUGAUGAAACUCCAUCAGAUGAUGAUGACAGUACUUUCUCAGGUUCAGGGUUAUAUGAACAAUUGAAUGUCACUAGAGAUAACUCUGACUACUUGUGGUACAUGACAGAUGUCACCGUGAAAAGCUCAGAAGAACCAAUUCUUACAAUAAUGUCAGCAGGACAUACAUUACAUGUGUUUGUUAAUGGCCAGUUUCAAGGCACUGCUUAUGGCUCAUUGGAGACACCACAGUUGACAUUCAGCAAGAAGGUGCAGUUAAGGGCUGGUAUGAACAAGAUUUCAUUACUAAGUGCUGCAGUUGGACUCGCGAAUGUUGGUGUACACUUUGAAAAGUACAAUCAAGGUGUUCUUGGUCCGAUUACAUUAAAGGGUCUGCGCGAAGGAACAUGGGACUUGACAAGGUCAAAAUGGUCUUACAAGGUAGGAAUGAAAGGUGAAAAUCUUGGUCUACAUACUAUCAGUGGCAGUUCUUCCGUGGAGUGGGAACAAUCAGCAGCCGUGCAAAAGCAGCCAUUGACAUGGUAUAAGACAACUUUCAGUACACCAGCAGGAAAUGAUCCACUGGCAUUAGAUAUGAGCAGCAUGGGAAAGGGGCAAAUGUGGAUCAAUGGUGAAAGCAUAGGCCGUCAUUGGCCUGCAAACAAAGCGAGUGGCAAAUGUGGGCAGUGCAAUUAUGCUGGAACUUUCACUGAGACUAAAUGUCUAGGCCAAUGUGGACAACCCUCACAAAGAUGGUACCAUGUUCCACGCUCAUGGUUGAGACCGAGUGGUAAUCUUCUGGUUGUUUUCGAAGAGAUGGGAGGUAAUCCGAGGGGAAUUUCAUUGGUAAAAAGAACAGAUAUGUAAGUGCAAAGUCAAAACCUGCAGUUGAAAUACAGUAUAUGAUAGCUGAAUUGGUUCUGUUUCUGGUAUAUAUGAUAAGCACCCUUUGCUGAGGAGCUUUUAAGAGGUGAAUAUAUGCUGCUAUAUAUUACUCUAUGAAAAUCCUGCCAAGAAAACUUGCAACAAAGUUGUGGUUUGUACAUAAAAUACGCGACGAUUUAGAGAUAUAUACAUCUUUCUGAAUGCAAGAAAUUACAACAGAAAACUGUAAACUUUAGGGGCUAGAAAUUGUUGCAGACAUGAUAUGCUCUGAAGUCGACAUUCUCCCUCAUUUGUAUAUUCUACCUAUGCUCAUAUCAUUUGUAAACUCUGUAAGAAAAUCAAUCAAAUAUGAAAUGCAUAUUAUUAGCACUGUUAUUUUCA